This is a messenger RNA of Wyeomyia smithii (pitcher-plant mosquito), 4237 nucleotides long. Its product is annotated as tetratricopeptide repeat protein 21B-like. The transcript has 4 exons. Bases 140 to 4099 code for a protein of 1319 amino acids. The record is from RefSeq and is a predicted model, not a curated record. NCBI's taxonomy places the organism in Eukaryota, Metazoa, Arthropoda, Insecta, Diptera, Culicidae. Gene Ontology annotation, cellular component: intraciliary transport particle A. Gene Ontology annotation, molecular function: protein binding. Gene Ontology annotation, biological process: protein localization to cilium; intraciliary retrograde transport.
CAUGAAAAAAAAAAAACAAAAUACCGUAAUCCUUAGCAACGCAAAAGUAAACAAACAGAUUGCACAGUUUUCCACCGUAUCCAAAUUGUACCUAAUUGUGUAAUUUUACGUGUAAAGUUCCGAUGAUUUCGGCAGCAUAAUGGACGACCGAGAUUACAAAAGUGUCAUCAUUUACUAUGGACGUGAAAAGUUGUACCGAACAAUGCACCGGACGGUGCUCGAGGCAAUGGCAAAAUAUACGGUGGACACAAGUUUCCGAUACUUCAACGGCAUCGCUCUGGUGUUGGAAGCGAUCAAGCUGCAGGAAGGCAUACGUGAGCUAAGUCACUUGCAGGGUGACAAGGAUUUGGGUUUGGCCGUGGUGCUGAGUCUCAUGUAUGCGCAUAGAAAGUGCAGCGUUAUCGAUAAGGACGAGUUAAGUAAUUUGGAAGCCGCUCUGAAGGAGGAGAAAAAAGGCUUGACGUCGGUAUCGGCUUAUUAUGCAGCGCUGUUCCUGUUUCUGACGGGUAAGAUUGAGAAGGCUCGCGAGUAUGCCGAUAAGGCUCUCCGAUACAAUCCAAACAAUCCGGAUGCGUUGACGUUGAGGGGGUGGUGCGAAAUAUUUAUGAAUAAGAAUAGACCGAUUAUUUUGGAAUAUUUCAGCAAGGCUCUAGAGCAGGGCAAACAAAUCGAUGCUAGCUUCGGUCAAAUUCGGUACCAUCAGUUUAAUAAUGAUUGUGAUACAGCUAUGGGAAUUUUGAACCGGUUGUCGGUGCGUUACCCCGAGCUGAAUAUAAUUCUUGUCGAGAAAAUUCGCUGUUAUUUGGCUAACUGGAACUAUGACAGCGCGGCGGAAACCUCUAUGCGUAUUCUCAAUAUUGAACCUACUAAUAUAGAAGCCUUGAGGGUGAAACUCAUGAUGCUUGUAGUGAAGGAAGGAAACUAUGCGGCUAGUAUAAGUAUAUUGCAGUAUCUGUUUAAAACAAUGGAGAAAACUGAACCUGCUAACGGAGAGCUUUUUAUGCAAACCGGCAAAUUGUUUGCGCGAGUCUGUGGAAGAAACAAAUCUAUCCUAUCGGAAACCUAUCAUUUCCUGGAGAAGGCUCACAAAAUUGAUCCCAACAAUGCUGAUUUUAUUACCGAACUGGGCUUUCAAUGUGUUCUGCGCGGGAAAUUCAAAGAUGCCAGUAAGUGGUUUAAAAUGGCCUCUAAAAUCGACGAUACAUCACUGAGCGCACUGUGCGGUCUAACGCUUUGUCAAAUAACGGAAUCGGGUGUUUCCGAGCAAGUCUUUCAGCAGAUAGAGUUUCUAACGGAAAUUCAGGGGAAAGAUAAGAAUCCAAUUUUACUAUUGAUGUCGGCGAAAACUCACCGCAACGAUCACGAGAAAGCGCAGGCUUUUCUGUUUGCAGCAAGCGAAGUUCAGUUCAAAAAUCUUAAAACCAUUACCUAUGGUUUGGAAUAUUUGCUGGCAUUUGAUCCCGACUUUCUGCUGGAGGUUGUUAAAGAAUUGCUCUUUCAUUCUCCGACGGAAAACGAUAUGCAGAACGAGUUUGUAGAGUCGCUGCAUCCCUCGUUAAGACAUUGUUCGAAUAUUUUGGACGCAGUAGUGAAAGCUUGCCCCGGCCUGGCCGAGGCAAUGUAUUUACUAGCGAAGGUUCAAUUUCUCUGCGGUGAGUUUACGACUGCUGCUAGGACACUGGAAAAGGUGCUGCGUGACAUCGAUGCCACCUAUUCCGAUGCACAUUUGCUCAUGGCUCGGGUUCACAUUCAGCAGAAAUGUUACACAAAAGCGGCUCAAAGUUUGGAGAUGUGUCUUAGUAAGGAUUUUCAAGUACGAGAUAAUCCUAUGUAUCAUUUGCUGCAAGGAAUGGUACUAAAAAACCAACAGCUAUACGAGGAUGCUCUGAAGAGUUUCGUCACUGCAACGAACAUGUGCCCGAAUAGUGCGGAUCAUAUGUCGCCCUCGAAAAAAACCGAAUCGGACAGUGUCCUGUCAACAGCAGACCUUCUAUCGCUGCAUUUGGAAAUUAUCAACACGCAUGUUCUCAUGAACCAACACUCGGAAGCGUUGAAACUGAUGCAUUCGGUAUCGGCUAAAUUCUCCUCCACCACUGAGGAAGGCCGGCUAACCAUCGCGAUAGCGGAUUUUUACAGCCAGCAGGGAAACUUCACAAAGGCAAUCGAACUGCUGAAAACUAUCACUUCGACGGAACCCUAUUACGUGCAGGCUAAAACGAAAAUGGCUCACCUCUAUCUGGUGCACCGGAAGGAUCGGUUGGCGUACGCGCAGUGCUUUAAUGAGUUGGUUUCGCAUAAUCCCGGUGCCUCGAGCUAUCUGAUGCUGGGUGAUGCCUACAUGUCCAUCCAGGAGCCGGACGACUCGAUUGAGGCGUACAAGCAAGCCCAUAAGCAAAAUCCCAAGGAUCCUUCGCUGGCCAGCAAGUUGGGCAGAGCGUACGUUAAGACGCAUCAGUACAAGAAAGCUAUCGCGUAUUAUCAGGAAGCGGUCAGAACUCCAGAGAAUUAUCUUCUCAAACUGGAUUUGGCUGAGUUGUUUCUGAAGCUGAAACAGUACUCUAACGCUGAACAGACGCUGGUGGAUGAGAUGGAGCUCUCUAAGGGAGACAAUGGAGACAUUCUGAGGCUACAGCUGAAAACCAAGCAGUUGUUACUGCUGGCGCGGAUUCGAGAGAAAGCCGGCUAUUUGGCGUCCUCAUUGAAUACAUUGAAGGAGGCGCGUGAUAAUCAGUACAAAAUGUUGAAGCGCUUGUUCGUUGAUCAGCACAGCCAGCAAGAGCAGAACAAUAUUUUGGCUAAAAUUUGUAUUCUAAUGGCUGAGCAAUCAAUUGCACUACGCGACAAUGAGCAAGCAGUUCAUCACUACCACGAAGCGUUGAAGAUUAUGCCCGGCGAUGUUAACGUACUGGUGGCCCUAGCUCGUGCCUAUAUGCAAGUGGCUAACAUGGACCAGUGUCAGUUGAUAUGCGCGGAAAUUCUGCAAAAAGAACCCAAUAAUGAAGCCGCCUCAGUUAUGAUGGCGGACCUUUGCUUUCGAAGGAUGGAUUUCGAGAAUGCUGCUUACCAUUUCUCGCAACUUCUGGUAUCCCAACCGACCUAUUGGACGGCUUUAACCCGACUUAUCGAGGUAAUGCGCCGCUCGGGAACUUUGAGCGACGUUCAGCCAUUUUUUAGUCGAGCUGAAGAACUUUGUAAUCGCCCCGAAACGGAGGCCGGACUGAACUACUCUAAAGGACUCAAUGAUUGGUACAAUGGUAACCCGAACAGUGCCUUGCGGUUCUUCAACAACUGCCGCAGAGACCCCGAGUGGGGUCAGCAAGCAAUUUAUAAUAUGAUCGAAAUUUGUCUCAAUCCUGACGGUGAUUUACCAAAUGAAGGCGUAGUUGAUAUAGCAGUGGAUGAUCUGGAGAUAAAAGAUUCCCGGGCUAUGGCUCUAAAAACGGCUGAGAGACUUUUGAAGGAGCUCAAACCACGCCCUGGGGUCAUUGACAAUGCUGCACUGAAUCAUCGUUUGUUGCAAAACUUUCACCUGCUUGCGUCGAAGCAGAAGAUCAAUAUUGACCGCGCUUUGCAGGAUUUUACAGCAAUUCUCUCACAGGAGGAAUAUAAAGAACAGAUAGGCGCCGUGUACGGCGUUGCAUCGGCCUACGUAAUACUGAAACAAUCCCAGCGGGCCAAAAACCAGCUGAAACGGAUUGCCAAAAACAGCUGGACAUUCGAGGAGGCCGAUUAUCUCGAAAGGUCCUGGUUGCUGCUGGCAGAUUUGUACCUUCAAGCCGGUAAGUACGACAUGGCCACCGAUUUGCUGUCCCGUGUGUUGGAUCACAAUAAAUCGUGCUCCAAAGCGUACGAACUUUUGGGACUCGUUUCUGAGAAGGAACAGAACUAUCGAAUGGCAAGUGUGCACUAUGAGCUGGCGUGGAAAUUUUGCGCCAAAUCAAAACCGAACAUCGCCUACAAGUUGGCUUUUAAUUAUAUGAAAACGAAACGGUACGCCGAUGCGGUCGAUAUUUGCCAGCAGGUUUUGAAGGCUCAUCCGGACUAUCCGUCGAUCAAAAAAGAUAUUCUUGAUAAGUGCAGGAAUAAUUUGAAGAAUUGAAGAACAACAGGUAUUGUAAUACCAUUUUCAAAUAAUUAUAAUAAUUCUUCAUCACAAGUGAUACUCAACUAACGAUUCCGUCCAUUUCUACAAUAUACAUUUAUUGGAAUAAAUUAUUCAACAUCUCAUAUUAAUUUA